Molecule: messenger RNA, 2406 nt
Organism: Pseudogymnoascus verrucosus
Lineage: Eukaryota; Fungi; Ascomycota; Leotiomycetes; Thelebolales; Thelebolaceae
Exons: 6
Coding region: 1-2406 (801 amino acids)
Biological process (GO): carbohydrate transport; transmembrane transport
Cellular component (GO): membrane
Molecular function (GO): carbohydrate:proton symporter activity
Source: RefSeq, a predicted model, not a curated record
AUGGGCUUCCUACCUAAGCUCGGAGCCCCUCGCUCAAGCCAGGCCUUCGUGCCUAUCCGCCCUCCUAAAGGUCACUACUUCUUCGCCGGUAGAACGUUCCGUCGCAUUGACUGGUGGAAACAUCGCAACCUCCGCACACUUUAUAUCUAUGUGGUCAUACUAAUUCUCACCAACACGGCUAAUGGCUUCGACGGCAGCAUGAUGAACGGUCUUCAGACACUGAGCUACUGGCGCGAAUAUUUCGACAACCCCAAAGGCCCUAUUCUUGGACUUUUCAAUGCGUCUAUGAGCUUGGGUUCGUUGAUCGGCUUGUUCUUCGUUCCAUAUCUUGUUGAUAGAUGGGGACGAAAGUGCGGUGUUACUAUUGGCUGCAUAGUCAUGUUGAUUGCUGUUGGAUUGCAGGCUGGCGCCCAAAACUUUGGAAUGUUUAUUGCCGCCAGAAUGCUGAUUGGAUUCGGUGACUGUAUUGUGCUAGGUGCCGCCCCAUUGCUCAUUACCGAAAUAGCCCAUCCUCAAGAUCGUGCUAUUCUCGUAACGUUAAGCGGUGCUUCGUACCAUUCAGGAGCAUUUAUUGCAUCAUGGACUACCUACGGUACUCUCACGAUCCAAAACGACUGGUCCUGGAGACUCCCAAGUCUACUUCAAUCCAUCUGCUCGCUUAUCAUAUUGUGCAUGAUGUGGUGGAUUCCCGAAAGCCCGAGAUGGCUUCUUAACAAGGACCAGGACGAAAAGGCAAUGCAAGUCCUAUCCUACUACCACGGAGAGAACAAUCCUCAGGAUGAGUUUGUUCAACUAGAAUUUACAGAGAUCCGGACUGCCAUCGCACUAGACAAGGAAGCUGCAAAGAACUCCUGGCUUGACCUGGUAAGGACAAAGGGCAACCGCAAGCGAAUGGCUGUAAUCACGGCUAUUGGAUUCUUCUCUCAAUGGUCUGGCAACGGGCUGAUCUCCUACUACCUUUACCAAGUGAUGAACAAUGUUGGCAUCACAAGUGCCAGCACUCAGCUUGGCAUAAAUGGAGGGUUGAAAUCCUGGGGUCUUUUUGUCAACAUCUUCAUGUCGUUCUUCGUCGACAGAAUUGGACGACGAAAGAUUUAUCUCAUCUCCACUAUCGGUACUCUCUUUGCUUUCACCAUCUGGACUAUCAUCUCUGCUCGAUAUGCUAUUGAGGCUGAGCCUAAUAAAGGCCUCGGCAUUGGAUUUGUGAUUAUGAUCUUCGUUUACGGCUCCUUCUAUGAUUUCAAGUCAGGGCUGAUGGCCUCCUACACCACUGAAAUCCUACCAUACGGCAUCCGCGCCAAGGGAUUCACAUGGCUCAACUUCUGCGUCACUGCUGCCCUCUUCUUCAACCAGUACGUCAACGCCAUCGCCCUAGAAGCGCUCGCUUGGAAAUACUAUCUGGUUUACUGCGUGUUCCUGGUACUAGAGGUCGGCGUCAUCUACUUCCUCAUCAUCGAGACUCGAUACACACCUCUGGAGGAAAUCGCAAAAUUCUUCGACGGCGAUGAUGCAGUGGAUGUGGCGGAGAUUGCGAAUGCGGAAAUGAAAGUGAACAAUAUGAAUGAGGCGAAUAUGGUGCUAGAGAAGCAAGAGGUGAAGGUUGAACCCGCCUAUUUCUGCAUUGACGCAGACACUGUGAAGAUGCUGCUGAAUGCAACCACAGCUAUCUCCACGCCGGCUAUCUUACUCGUCCCGUAUGGAGAGCAUCAUGUGCUGCGGUACCAUGGGUGGAUGAAGUCGCCGGACCUUCAAGAGCUGACGGCCUCUGAACCACUGACUUUGGAGGAGGAGUAUGCGAUGCAGCUGAGUUGGCAAACGGACUACGACAAACUAACGUUCAUUGCCUGCCACCCUCUCUCUGGCCCCGCCUCCCAAGAUUCUGAGAGGGGUUCAAAUGAUGGAAUUGUAUCAUCUCAGGGGUAUGACGCCCCAGAAGAGAUGAUUGGCGAUGUGAACCUAUUUCUCAGGCUUGCCUAUGAGCUUGAUGGAGAAGGGGAGGAGAUGCUGAAUCGGCCGUACGUACGCGGCGAGAUCGAGCUGAUGAUUGCGUCCCCAAGCGAUCAAGGCCGCGGGUUUGGGAAAGCGACAUUGCUUGCUUUUCUGCAGUAUAUCAAAAAUCACACGGUUGACAUACUCGACCAGUAUAAGAGCCACUCACCGGAUGGGAUCGUGAACCGGGUCGAACAGCAGGAUGUGAAAAUGGGCGGAUUGGUGCUCGUUUCGAAGAUCAACAAAACCAACGUGAAGAGUCGAAGUCUGUUUGAGAGCGUUGGUUUUGGUCAGGUUGGCAAAGAGGACUAUUUUGGCGAGAUAGAGUUGAAGCUUUCUGGGGGCGUGGACGGCCUCAAGCCGGUAGAUGGGUGGUGUGAGGUUGGGUACCAGAAAUCGGGUGUGUCACAGCAGUAG